Molecule: messenger RNA, 5971 nt
Organism: Syngnathus acus (greater pipefish)
Lineage: Eukaryota; Metazoa; Chordata; Actinopteri; Syngnathiformes; Syngnathidae
Gene: map1sa
Product: microtubule-associated protein 1Sa
Exons: 7
Coding region: 22-3387 (1121 amino acids)
Biological process (GO): axonogenesis; regulation of microtubule depolymerization; microtubule cytoskeleton organization
Cellular component (GO): synapse; microtubule; dendrite
Molecular function (GO): microtubule binding; actin binding
Source: RefSeq, a predicted model, not a curated record
AGGGGCGUGUCCUGAGCGUUAAUGUGGCGAAGUCUCCACUGGACUGGCCAUGAUGCAAUGAUGGCGGCAGGACGGGGAGUUGGCUGCGGUUCUGCUUCGGCCUCCGCGUCGGCGGAUUACUCAAUGCUGGUGGUGGUCGGAAUGGUCGGGGCGCUGCGGGCCAGGGGGCACCUUGAGCGGUUGUUGGUACAGAUCGAGUCGGGCGUGCGCUGCUGGUGUGUCCCAAUGAAACUGGCCGUUCUGGACCAGCAGCUGAAGCUCUUCGUGUCCCGACACUCAGCCUUCCUGUCAGAGGUGAUCCCCGGUCAGCGGACGUUGAAGCACCGUGGAGACAUUCUGGAAGUGCAAGUAGUGUUGAAUCCAGCUCAUGACCUCGUCUGCUCGGAGGUACGACGUCUAUUGUGCAAGCCUUCUGGACACAAACUGCUGGUUCUGGCCGGCCAGUGUGUGGAGGAAAGCGGAGACAUGGUGCUGCAGAAAGGCUUCUUCUCCCUUGGUGACUUGAUCCGGAUCUGUGCUGAUGAAGAGGUUGGUCUCUUGUGGAACUCAAUGGACCCGAUGGCAAAGGCGACUCUGACCCUCAGCUGUCCAAAUGUGGGCCUUUGGAGGGACCCCUUGUUCAAGGAGCACAACCUCCAAGAAUUCCUUAACAUUCAAGUGAACCCUCCCCUGCUCCUGCCUCAGAUGGAGGGUCUGCAAGAGUUCACAGAGUACCUCUCGGAGUCACUGGAGCCAGAGUCACCCUUUGAGCUCCUGGAGCCCCCGAAUACCGUGGGAUUCCUGAAACUUUCUCGGCCGUGUUGCUACAUCUUCCCUGCUGGGAUGGGGGACUGUGCCUUCUUUGCCGUGAAUGGGUUCAAUGUCUUAGUAAACGGAGGCUCGGACCCCCGCGCCUGCUUCUGGAAACUCGUUCGACAUCUGGACAGAAUUGACUCUGUCCUUGUAACGCAUGUCGGAAUGGACAAUCUCCCUGGGCUGAACAGUCUGCUACUGAGAAAAGUUGCCGAGCAGGACAGCACCUUAGCUGAAGGUCAGCUUGAAGAGGAUUGGAUGAAAAAGCUCAUCUCCCCGGAGAUUGGAGUGAUUUUUCUUAAUAUCCCGGAAAAACUGAAGGGUAGCCGGGGAGAUCCCAGUGAGCUCCGCAGUGGCGAUCAGGGUGCGCAGAUCUUGGAGCACUUCGAAAAACUCUCUUUCAAAGCACAACCUUUGUGCCGGUCCAACGGGCCCUCCAUCCAGCCGCUUGUCUUGUUCCACAAGAUGGGGGUUGGCCGACUGGAGUUGUACCCUUUGAACCCAGUGAGCGGCAGUAAAGAAUUAGAUGACUUGCUGCACACCGUGCCCAAAAGUUCCAUCAAGAGCUCAGAUCUUCAAUUAGCAUGCCUCACUUCCAUUUGUGCUUUGCUGGUCUGGCAUCCCUUCAGCAAUCGAGAGAAGAUCGUCCGUGUCCUUUUCCCGGGAUGCACGCCCCAGGCCAAAAUCCUGGAUGGACUUGAAAGACUCAAACAUUUGGAUUUUCUCAGUGUUCCUGUGCUCAGUUCAAAGGACCUGGAAACAUCCAAAAUCGACAAGUUGCCAAAGCAUGCCGAGAGUCGAGAAAGCCUCAAGUCCAGAGACAUGCGACUUGUCGUUGCCUCACAGAAGGACAAAAGUGGGCGAGUUGCUGUGAAAAAACAGGAGGUGAAACCAAAGCCAAAAGCCGUAGGAGAGGCUGCUUUGGGACAAAAAAAAGAGCCAUCAGAGAUGCUCACCUCAAAGAAGGAAGUGAAAAAGAAGGACGAAAGGGGGAAUGCUACUGCUGUUAAGAAAGAAGAGAAGGAAAGUCUGAAAAACAGUCCAACAACAAAGAGAGAAAACAGAGCUGAAGCCAAAAUUUACAGGAAGAAGGACGACAAGAAAAUGGUGGCAUCAGUUCCGAAAGUGGGUGAAGUGAAAAAAUUCUCAGUCGGUAGUCUGAAGAUUGGCACUUCGAACCAAGUGACAAAAGCUCAUUUAGAGGGGGACAAACGGGACUUGACCGCUGAAGAUGGGAACAGGAACUGGAUCCAAACUACCAGUGACAGUGCCAGAAAAAAGCCCCAUGGAACUGAGGCCUUUGCUCAUAAGGAUUCCUCUGUCAACUCGAAAGCUUGUGCACUCUCAGAAAAUCAUCAAGCUCAAAGACUUCCCAAUCUGGACUUGAGCAGCUGCAGCCCUUUCGUGGAAGGAUCCCUCAUGACUCAGAACAAGCAGUCCACUCACACGGACAGAAACAUUCCACACUCCUUACCCACGUCACCUUCUCUUUCCACCGGGAUGACUGAAGCUGAGGAUACCCUCUCGAUGUCCUCGGAACGAAAGCCGAAAACGGACUCGUCGACAGACUUCCGCUUCGACGGACGUUUGGCCGAUUCGUAUCACGAGCGGAGUCAGGAUUUUGCCCCGUCGUUCAAUGAUGGCUGCGUACUCGGAUCAAAGGACGGCGUCGAUUUGUGCUUGGUAUCGCCUUGCGAGUUCCAGCACCAACACGCAGAAGCAUCCGAGAACCAGCAUCAGCUUCUCAUCUCUCCGCCGUCCUCCCAGGAGCAGGGCAGUGGCAUGGGCCAGCAAAUCCUGCCCACAUCAGCCAAUGACUCUCUCCUCAUGGCCGCAGAGGAAUUUUCUCCCUUGGCCACGGACUCUUACGACGGCUCCAGUAGUACCCUCUAUCCUGGGCCUCCUGACGUGAGCCUUGCCUUCAUUCCGGCUCGGCGUUUCUCGCCCGACCCGCCAUCGGCCCCCAUCAAGGACUCGCCGCCGUUACCUACGCACCCUGAAGCUUGCAUGGCAGACGUCGAUGUCUCGAUCAAGGACCAAAAGAUUUAUGUCAGCAAAACCAAGAAAACAGCAGGAACCCUGCAAAGAGGCUCUUCGGGAAGCCUAGCGGUCCACAAUGUCAAGUCCAGGGCCGGUAGCGCCGCGGCAUUUAAAUCGGGCCCCGCCUUUUACAAUAAAGUAUCUGCCCAGAUUUUGCUGGGCGGAUCACGAAAUGCAAGUGCCAAAUCUUCGGUGUCAGUGUCCAGAACUUCUGCUGUCCACGUCGACCUAGCCUACCUGCCGUCCGGGUCUGCCUCAUCCACAGUUGACGCAGAAUUUUUCCGACGCCUCCGCGCUUCCUAUUACGUGGUGAGCGGUGAGGAGCGUGUCAAGGCGGCGGCCAUGAGAAGCAUCCUGGACGCUCUGCUUGACGGAAAGAGCAGCUGGCCUGACGCACAGGUUACGCUGAUCCCGACAUUCGAUUCUGUGGCCAUGCACGAGUGGUACCAGGACACCCGCGAGCAACAAAAGCGGCUGUCAAUCACAGUGUUGGGGAGCAACAGCACCGUGGCCAUGCAGGAAGAAACCUUCCCCGCUUGCAAGGUUGAGUUCUAGUUUCAUGGCGAGGACUCCACGGUUGCCGUGGUUAAGGACACACCUUUGAAACCUGCCGCAACCCUUGUCAAUGGCUCAUUUAAGAGUACUCUGGUCAUGACUUCCUGUCGCUGGUCUAGGAGCUUCAUGCUAGCAGUCUACAAAAGGGUCCCUGUGCGUUCGCUAGCAACAAGCAAGUUCUUGAGGCAGCGCUAAUUAGGGUUGGCGAGAAGAAUGAUUUGCCGGUGGUUCAGGUGGCUGAGGAGGACUGAAUAAUCCUGAUGUUAGCAUGAAGCUCCCAUCCAGCACAUUAAAAGCUGAAGCUCAUUAUCACAAUGUGCCAACACUCGACUUUGCAUAAGCCUCCCUUGGCCUGCGUUGGCGACCGCUAAGAAGAAGACAGGCAACACAGAUACCAAAGAAAAGCCAAAGUGGCAACCGUCCAACUGCUCUUUUGCUCCGCAAACUCUUCUUAAUUUAUUUAUUUAUUGUCGGCCAAUAUUUUCACCGCUCCAUUCUGCAUUUCAACUACUUGGGUACUGAUACACGCAUACCGGUAAAGACCGAUAUGCUUUGUACAUGGAUAUAUACAUGCAUAUAGUAUGUACCGUAUUCUCUGCACCAUAAGGCUUAAAUUUUCUCAAAAAACGAACGUGCGCCUUUUGUGUGGACCAAAUUCCGAAAUCUGUAUAGUUGUUUUGUGUGGUGUCCGUAUUAUAUAGGCGUAAUAUGAAGAUCGGAUGAACCAAUCAGAGGACACUACGUUUUAUGUAGAUCGGGGCAAAAAACAGUCAAGAGAACUGUACGUAACAUGUAGAGUACGUGCCGCCAUUGAUAAAUAAAUAAUAUUGUUUGUGCAAAGAAAACAGCAUUAGGACCUUCUAAAAUGACAGACAGCGAGACAUGUUUACGAGGCGCAAUUAGAGCUUUCUUGAAAGCCAGGAUCAUUGCAGAAGAGCAACGUGACAACGAUUAGAAGGAACUUGGCAUGUUUAAUGGCGAACUUGCCCAACUGUUUAAUUUGGAUACAGAAGAUGAGGACAUGGACGGAUUUGCGUAUGAAUAUCAAUUAACAAUAACGUGAGUACAAUAGAGUACAUGGUUAAAAAGUACAAACAAACUCACUGUCUUGCUCCCGUGACGUUUCUUUAGUUUACCGUAAAUCAUGGCAUGCAUGCGCCCUAUAAUGCGGUGCGCCCGCCCUAUGUGUAAAUUAAACACAAAAUAGACCCCGCAAUUGAGUCUGCGCCUUUCAACCCGAAGUGCCUUAUGGUUCGGAAAAUACGGUACUUGGAUGCAGUUGUUCGAUUUAACAAUUUAUCAGGUGAUCCUUUUAAAUUUCAAAUGAAAGCAUUUCAAAUUGCUUUAUUUUGGGGAAAAAAAUCCAAUUUGUUCAAUGUAGUUUUAUGGAACUCAGAUGUUUUCGUCUUAAAGGAGUCAUAUCAUGGAAAAUCCACUUUUUUUGCUAUUUUUUACUCUGUUCAGUUUUCUCAAUUUUCUAUUAUGUAUUUAUCUAUUACGUCACAUCCUUUGGGGAGGGACUACCAAAAGGUAAUGGUUUCGCAAAUCCGCCAUCUUUAUUACUCGAAGAGACUUAUGUAGUCCAAGCAACUCAAGGAUGCCGAAGUAGGAAGAUCAAAAUGUUCUGUUAUUAGAUGCAUCAAUCCACACAACUCUUUGCCCCAGCAUCAGAACCUCAAAGCAGUGCCUGGUCAAAAUUCAUUUCUCAAGCAGUGAGUCUCUGCUUGUUCAAGGACGAGUGUUUCAGAAAUCUUUUGUCAGUAUAGAGAGGGAUUCGCCGAAAGACUUUGUUUUGUUGAUGGUUCAAUUCCUUCAAUCUAUGGAAACGACAGACACAGUAAAGUGGUAAGGUUGAGAUGACACAAAAAUAAUAAACUAUUUCACUUUCAUAUUCUAUGAUGCCCUUGUAUUGAUAGUAUUAGCGUCAGUCUUUCUGCUGAUUUUAGAGCUGUGCGCUCUGUUUUCACUUCUUGUGGGUGUAUUUUGAGUUGUUGUAUCAUGAAUUGCAUCGAAGGUGCUGUAUUGUCCUGGGGAACACAAUGUGUUGAAUGCAUUUGUUAGCUUAUUGCUAACGCUAGCAUUAGCUUACUGGUUAACUUGACUGCAGUGCUUGUUUACAAGGCGUGUUCAUAAAUAUUGUGAGCGGAUUUAUUUUGUUACAUGUUAUGUAUGGUUGUAUGGACAAGUCUACUGCCGUUGACAUCUUUUCAUCAAUCAAAAAGUUUGCGCCGUAAGUAAACUAACUGCUAAAAAUGUACAAAUAUGUUCGAUCGGAAAGGGAGGUGCACAUCUUGUGGCCUGGAGGGAGUGGGGUGCUUCACGCAGGUGGGUGACCAGUAUCUCAUUUGCAUUUAAAGAGACCGCACCAAAACAGCUUGCUCUGAGCGCCUCAGAACAAGUAUAAAAGAGGGACCUGUGAUGCUAUCAAAAAGAUGAAUUCAGACAAAAGCAUCGCGGUACCACUUUAGAUAGACCACAACUGAAUCAGUAAAGCUGAAGAAUUUAUAAAUGUGAUAUGUAAGCUUUAAAACACUCAUUUGAAAUUUGCUUGUUGAAAGAAAUAAAGUUCUGUUUGUGUAUGAAA